AUGGAUCAGGAAGGACGCAGGAGCGUGGGGCGGAAGAGAAAGAUCGAGGACUGGGAUGACGUAGCCGGCUCUGGCAUGGAGCUAGAGACCAUUUUCGGGCAAGGCGAUGCAAAUCGGCUGCCAUCUCUACCGCCGGAAAUCGUGCAGCACUGUCUGUCCUUCCUGGGCGCCCAAGAUCUUCUCACCACGCGUUGCGUCUCGCGCCUCUUCCUCGCCCUCGCCGACCUCGACUCGCAGUGGCGGAGCUUGUAUGGGCGGGAAUGGUCGGCAACAGCGGCACAAGCGCGUCGCUAUCGCGAGGAGGUGCGGCGGAAGCUGGCCGCGGGGGAGAAAGACGAUGAUGAUGGCGAAGACGAAGAAGACGACUAUGAAGCCGAUGAAGAAGAAGCCGCCGUAGAAGAAGUGAACGAAGUGAAAGAACUCACCGAGGGCGUAUCAGCAGAAGAAGAGAGAACAGAAGGGACGAAAGAGAAAGAGGAGGAGGAGGGCAAGGUGGACGAGGUGUACGCGAGUCGCUCCGCGGAGCACGAGGAGUACAAGCGCGAUCUGCCGCUCGUGCGCGGGCUCACGUCGUGGAAGCAAUUCUUCUGGCUCCGAAGGAAAUUGGAGCGCUCCAAAGAAGUAGAGGCGAUACUCGGGGCCGACCCACACGAGAGGACUGCGGCCAUGUACCUCGCCGGCGGGUACCACCUCUACGAGAAGCGGCCCAAGGUGGAAGACGACCCGAUGCAGUGGAACGAAGACCGAGACGACCUCGACACGCGGAUGCUCUACUUGAACAGGAGGGACAUGCGUGCGGCCUACACGGGCCUGGGCAACGUGUCCAUCGAGUUUGCCGUCUAUCAAAAGCAGUUCCCACACACCAAGAGAGGCAUGGAUUGGUUGCGCACCUGGUACGAGCAAGCCAUCGAGGCCUACAAGAAAUCGGAGGAGUUGGCACCGAACGCCACGAUAAAGGCCAUCGAGCACUCCUACCUGGCCGGUGUGAUACGAACGUACGGUGAUUCGGACAUCCACACGCACGAAGAAGCCAUCGCAGUGUUCAAGAGUGCACUCGAGCUCUUCCCCGACCAAGCAAAUAGGACUGAGGAGGAAAACGAGGAGUGCGCCUACAUUAUGCACGAGAUCGCCACCAAACUGUUCGAGCAGGAUCAACCGCUGGAGGCGCUUGAGUGGUACAUCAAGGCGAUCGACGAGUACGAGCUGGCGAUCCACGAGUUCUCUGCGCCGCUGCUUCUUUCCAACAUGGCCGCUUUGCACCAAACUCGUCUGUCGCGCGCUGGAGCAGAUGCCAUCAAGGAGCAGGCGGAGCUGAUACCGGCCCUCGAGGCCAAGCUGUCGCUGAUCGAUGAAGCCGCCAGUAUAUACGCUGAGGCACAGGAGUUAGUAGCCCUCGGAGACACGGACAUGUGCAUCCAGUUGAUCCACGGGCUCGCUGUGGUCUACCUCACUCGAGCCUGUUUUCUCGACAACCACAUCUCUGCGGUGCAAGAGGACUACGACCGUGAGCCGACCGAGGUGCUCGGCGAACGGUUGGCGGCCUGGCGGAAGGACCUGCAAGAGUCCGUGGCGCAAGCCGAGCAAAUUCUCAACAGCACGGACAGUGCGCUGAACGAUCCCUACACCGACUUUUGCUUUGCUCGAAUCUACGCAGUCUCGCGUCGGUUCGAUGAGUGCCGAAAAUGGCUGGAAAAGUGCCGGCACAGGCGGUACCUGGGCAAGAUGCGGAAGCUCCACCGGCUGGCGUUCAAGAAUGUGGAGGACCAGGCCUGGUUCCAGCGCAUGGUAGACGAGCAGACCGCCGCUUCGGGCAGCCUCUGCAUCCCUGAAGAUGACGCCAGCGACCUACCCAGUACCUAG
Messenger RNA from Acanthamoeba castellanii str. Neff, 1860 nucleotides. RefSeq names its product Fbox domain containing protein. The record is from RefSeq and is a predicted model, not a curated record. The transcript has 12 exons. Bases 1 to 1860 code for a protein of 619 amino acids. Gene Ontology annotation, molecular function: protein binding. NCBI's taxonomy places the organism in Eukaryota, Discosea, Longamoebia, Acanthamoebidae.